Molecule: messenger RNA, 587 nt
Organism: Bombina bombina (fire-bellied toad)
Lineage: Eukaryota; Metazoa; Chordata; Amphibia; Anura; Bombinatoridae
Product: C-C motif chemokine 20
Exons: 4
Coding region: 14-331 (105 amino acids)
Biological process (GO): cellular response to tumor necrosis factor; lymphocyte chemotaxis; immune response
Cellular component (GO): extracellular region
Molecular function (GO): CCR chemokine receptor binding; chemokine activity
Source: RefSeq, a predicted model, not a curated record
CCUACUGUGCAAUAUGUCUGGCAUCUACAUCCUUCCCUUGCUGUGUGUGCUGGCACUGUAUCUCACCAACACUGUGGGAGCAUUUCCACCUGAUUGCUGCUAUAGUUACACCAAGAAACCAUUACCUUUAAAGGUAAUUAAAGGAUUCACCAUGCAAAGGUCCUAUGAAGUUUGCGAUAUCGACGCUGUCAUAUUCAUAACCAGAAAAUUUAGAGUUUGCGCAAAUCCAGAUGAUCCAUGGGUCAUUAAAGCUGUUAAGGACUUUAGUUUGAGAAGAAGAAAAUACGUUGAAAAAUACCUAACGGAUAAAACCAACAUCACAAAAAACUAAGCUUUGUAAAAUUACUUUUUGCUAAAAUUGUAAGAAGCAAUAUAUGUGUUUUUUUUUUCAGAAACGUUUUAAUAUACUUUUUUGAUCAUAUUGUGUCACUACUACAUUUGCUUGAUAGAGCAGACAUAUUUUCUACGUUAUUGACUUUUGUACUAUAUAUUUUGCUGUAUAAUACAUUUGCAUAAGAAUUUCUGUUUUUCCUCAUUUUAUAUAAAUAAAUUUAUAUCUAAAAUAAAAUUCUCUGUAAAUAAUCAAA